AUGCCGUCCGUGACCACGCUCCCAUCUCCGCCACCGGAGGCCGUAAAGCAGAAAGAAAGCACAGCUGAGCUUCUCGAGCGACUUUCUUCCGCCAUCGGCGUCGUCAUUAACGAGCAUGACUUCGAUUUCACUUCCGAUUCGGCGAAGGAGCUCAUUGCACAUAUCGCGCCCGAUAUGAAAUCACAGCUGGAUACGUGCGCCCAGGAUGCCAACCACCUGACGUGGGAGGAGCAAGUUUCUCAGUGGCGACAGCGUGCGAAAUACACCCCAGAUGUCCGCUUUCACCUCGACCAGAUCGCGUCUGACGUGAAUGAGGACACGGGCAGGGCGACCGUGUUUAUGGAGAUGACAGUCCACGGCAUCGAGAACGUAACCCUACAGGCUAUGAACGAUCUCAAGUGGCGCCGGAAAAACGGCCAAUGGAUGCUGUAUCAUAUGAUCGGCCUCAGAGGGAGUACCGCGAAUACCGGGUUUGUGCCACCUGGUUGA
Baudoinia panamericana UAMH 10762 is the source of this 489-nucleotide messenger RNA. RefSeq lists its product as uncharacterized. The coding region runs from base 1 to 489 and encodes 162 amino acids. NCBI's taxonomy places the organism in Eukaryota, Fungi, Ascomycota, Dothideomycetes, Mycosphaerellales, Teratosphaeriaceae. The transcript has a single exon. The record is from RefSeq and is a predicted model, not a curated record.